AAGCCACACAACAUCGGUUGUAGAUCAGUCAAGAUGAACGGUCUUGUCUUCGUUUGUAUCUUGCUUGUAGCCGACUCUUGGGCGAAAGUGGCGGUACCAGUGCCACGCCAUCCUUCGGAGGAUCUCAUCAAAGGAGCUGAACAGCUGUAUAACAGUAGAAUUAUCGGAGGAAGUGACGUCACAAUCAGCGACAACCCUUGGCAGGUCUCCCUACGAUCCAUUUUUACUGGCCAUAUUUGUGGAGGGGUCAUCCUAAGUUCUACUACUGUUCUGACCGCCGCUCAUUGUGUCACUGGAGGUUUUUACUCAGUGAGUUACGGCACCGGGCUUACCAGCAGUGGAUCCACCGUGCAAGUCACGAACAUCAGGAGUCAUCGAGAUUACAACCCAGAUUCCACCACAUUCGCUUUUCCGAACGAUAUUGCAGUACUGACAGUUCAAGAAAUGAGUUUAGGCGGUAACGCCCAAGCGAUCAGUCUGACUUCUCGAAGUAAUGACGAGUUAGUUUUCGCAUCAUGUAGGAUCACUGGAUGGGGAGUCACCGACACAGGCAGUCCUUCCACAACCCUUAAAGGGGCGAAUAUGAAUGUUUUGACGGACAGCGAAUGCAUGGAGACCUGGGGAGGAAAUAUAUGUCCCGAAUGUCAUAUUUGUGUCUAUGGGGACGGUGAACGUAGUGCAUGCAAUGGAGACAGCGGUGGACCUUUGGUUUGCGCAAAUGGAAAUGAGAUGGAACUUGUCGGAGUGACGUCAUGGGGGGCGACGAACUGUCCAGCGAAUUAUCCGUCAGUCUAUACUGAGGUUAGAUCCUACACGAAUUUUGUGUUCAAUUAGGAUUCAAGCACAAUGGCAAUGUUGAUCAGCUUCUUUUCAAAGAUGUAAUUUGACUAAAAGCCAAUAAAAUUCAUGCAAACUCAACAAA
Messenger RNA from Pecten maximus, 922 nucleotides. RefSeq names its product fibrinolytic enzyme, isozyme C-like. Gene Ontology annotation, molecular function: serine-type endopeptidase activity. The transcript has 7 exons. The record is from RefSeq and is a predicted model, not a curated record. Gene Ontology annotation, biological process: proteolysis. Lineage: Eukaryota; Metazoa; Mollusca; Bivalvia; Pectinida; Pectinidae. Bases 34 to 834 code for a protein of 266 amino acids.